Molecule: messenger RNA, 1041 nt
Organism: Daktulosphaira vitifoliae (grape phylloxera)
Lineage: Eukaryota; Metazoa; Arthropoda; Insecta; Hemiptera; Phylloxeridae
Gene: ave
Product: protein aveugle
Exons: 4
Coding region: 164-490 (108 amino acids)
Biological process (GO): cell surface receptor protein tyrosine kinase signaling pathway
Cellular component (GO): cytoplasmic side of plasma membrane
Molecular function (GO): protein binding
Source: RefSeq, a predicted model, not a curated record
AGGUUAUUAACUUAAUAACAUUAGAUAACUUAUAUCUUGGUUUUAAAAUUAAAAUGUUUCUUAGAAUUCUACCUUAAAAAGUUUUAAUGUUUUUUUAAAAAUUAAAUAUUUAUAUUUUGUAUUUAUAAAACAUUUAACUUCAGUUAGUUUUAAAUUGUGAACUAUGAUUUUAGAAGACAAUCAAAAUGUUUCUAAACCAAGAAAUACCCGAGCAGCUCGACCAAAAGUUGUUUAUCAAUGGACUGUUCAAGACGUUCAAAAAUGGUUUCGUCGACAUUGUUAUGAUUAUUAUGUAUUGUAUGGUGAAAAAUUCUUACAGCAUGAGAUCAUUGGUAGAGCCUUGAUUAGAAUAAAUGAGAAUCAACUAUAUCGCAUGGGAAUCAUAAAUCCAGAUCAUAAUCAAGAAAUAUGUCGUGAAAUUCUUAAACUACGUUUAAAAACAUACAUCUUAGAAUUUAGAGAUCUUGAGCGGAAUAAUCUUUAUGAUUAAGAAUAUUGAUAAAUAACAAUGACUAAAUAGAAUUACCUUUGAACUACUGAAAAUGAUGAACUGGGCAAUUCAACAUCUAUAUUUUCAUCUUUAGGUGCUGCAGUUCCUAUUAAUUGAGUAACAAAGAGAUCUAUUUCAUGCUUGUAACCAUGACGACCUGUUUGAUCAUAAAAUAAUGGGUCUGAUGUUUCAGAUACUCCAUUGUCAUUUGCAUAGGUUUUAUACCUAUAAAGCCGUAAAAUUUGUUUGUUAUUCAUUUUAAUUAUUUGUUAAUAAAAAAAAAUAUAGAUAUUUUUUUAAUUACAAUGAAAGUCCUAAAGUAGUGUUACGAGGACUGUUAAUUUCUAAUGAUCCAAUUUCUGUUUCUACUUUGUAAGAAGAUAUUGGAUUAAAUGUACUAAUAUCAUUAAGUUUACCAUUUUUGUCAAAAAUUCUUAUUGCUCCUGGAACUUCACCUCCUUAAAUUAAUUAAUUGUAAUAUUUUAUUUGAAGUGUGUAAAUGAAUUUUUUCAUAGUUUAUUAUUAUAAUAAAUGUAUAUUUUUAAAAAAUA